This is a messenger RNA of Pseudozyma flocculosa PF-1, 2688 nucleotides long. RefSeq lists its product as uncharacterized. The transcript has 3 exons. Bases 1 to 2688 code for a protein of 895 amino acids. Lineage: Eukaryota; Fungi; Basidiomycota; Ustilaginomycetes; Ustilaginales; Ustilaginaceae. The record is from RefSeq and is a predicted model, not a curated record.
AUGUUCUCUGCUAGCAGCAGCACGGGCGGCAAGAAGGCCAAGGCCAAGGGGCAGCAGCUCGACCUCUCGACCCUCGAGUCGUACUCGACCCGCUGGUCGCCUCACCUCAGGCUCGCCGCCUGCAUCGCGGUCAAGUACGCCGUCCAGCGCUGCGUGCAGAGGUCAGAGGUGCUGGCGGCCGGGUCGUCGUCGUUGGCAUCGCCGCCGUCGGCCUCGACCACCGCGACGCAGGCCGACGCUGCCGACGGCGGGCUGAGCUCGGGAGCGGCCACCGAGCUCGUCAAGGACUGGCGCGACUACGGCCAGAAGUUCCUCACCGCCACCUGCCAGCACCUCGGCGUACAGGAGCAGACCCUGCCACCGGAGCCCAUCCGCCUCGAGGAUGUGCUCACCGCUGCUCAGGGCAGGACCGUCGAGGGACAUCCCAAAGCCAUGCCCUCUGACUUCGAGCCGGAGUUCGAGACCGGAUCGGACCACUGCCGCAGGUUUCCCAAGCUCGCCCUGCCAAUCGAGGGUGUCGACGAUGGCACCGGAGACGGAAGCGACAUCGCCCCCGUCUCUGAUGCCGAAGCGAGGCGCAAGGAGAUCGACCGGGCCUUCCGCGAGCUCGACAUCGAGACUAGCUCGCAGCGGACGCGGACCGCCUCCGACGCCUCGGUGCAGUUCACCUACGACGCAGACGCAAAGGAGCUGCCCGACUACCUCAGGCCACCAGAGCUUCCGAAGCCAGAGGCGGCAAUGACGGAUGGCCCGCAGCACGGCCAGGGCCGCGGCCCGCCGCAGACCCAAGAGAUGCACGGCGCCCUAGGCGAGAGCGUCGUUGCGCCCGAGCGUAUCAAGGGCGUGAUCGACACCGCCGGUGGCCAAGAGAUUGAGAUCGCCCAUGAGCUCCUCCUCAUUGCUCUCGGAUUGGGCCAGUUUAGGGCCCAGGACGGCAGCACGACCCUGUUUGAGCAAGACAUGCUCUUCGGCGACACCGAGCUGCUGCCUCCAGCCGCCGAGCCCAAGGGACGAGCUCCAGCGGAAUCGACCCCCUCCGCAACCUCCGCCAACGCUCAGCAGCCGCCACCAUUGCCGCCCCGGAGCGGAACUUCGCAGCAGGCGGCGCAGACCGCUUCCCCCUCUUCGGCAGACCAGAACGAGGCGCUGACCUCGGUGCGAUCGGCCUUGACCUCGAUCAAGGCAAACACCAUCACCGGCUGGGGAAAAAUGUCGAGCGCAAGCAAGGACCUGAUCGGCUCGGCCCGGCCUGCAGGCGAGAGGAAGGGCCCAGAUAGGAGCGGGGCCCCUCAGGCGAAGAACCCCGCCAAGCCGGUCAAGCCCAGCGAGAUCUGCCACUACUCGGCGCGGUCGCGCGCCAUCAUCUUUGUCGCCGUCGCCGCCAUGGGCAUCAACGGCUCGCAGGUCUGGCAGGCCGAAAAGGUCAUGGCCCAGACCAUCUUCUUUAUCAUGUCCGAAGGCAACCGCGCCUCGACCUCCAAGGACGGCAAGGACCUGCUCAACGACCUCAGGAGCGGCGCCGCGGGCCAGGGCGUGGAGAGGUCGGCCUGGAUGAACGAGCACAGCGGGUCGGUCGUCGAGCGCGAAAAGGGCAACGCUAGCUGGGGCAAGUAUGCUGCGAUGGGCGCCGGCUUUGUCGGCGGCGGCCUGAUCAUCGGCCUCACUGGCGGACUCGCCGCUCCGCUCAUUGCUCCGGCGCUCGUGGGUCUGACGGGGGCGUCGUUCCUGGCGACGAGCGGCGGCAUCGUGCUGCUCGGGACGCUAUUCGGCCUCGGCGGUGGCGGGCUGGCCGGCUACAAGGUGGAGCGGCGCCUUCGCGGCGUCUCGUCGUUCUCGUUUGCGGAGCUGCAGACCGAGGCGCGCGCGGCGGGCGUGGCGAUCCCGAGCCUCCACGCCACCAUCUGCUGUUCGGGCCUCUUGCUCGACGAGGCCGAACAGGUCAAGCCGUGGGAGGACAUCUUCAGCACCGCCAGGGACGGCCGAGAGGCGUUCGCCAUCCAGUGCGAGGCCGAGAUGAUGAAGGAGGCGGGCGUCGGCCUGCGCGGCUACAUGAUGGACCAGCUGCUGCGCAGUGGCGGACAGAAGGCCGCCGAGGAGGUCCUCAAGCGGACGGCCCUGGCUGGCCUGGCGGCCCUGACACUGCCGCUGACCGUGUUUGGCGCGGCCAGCGCCACGCUCGACGGCGUCUUUGUGCGCGCCAAGACGAGAGCGCACAAGGCCGGGCUGAUCCUCGCCGAGACGCUGCGCAACGAGGUGCAGGGCCACCGCCCCGUGGUGCUGGUCGGCACGUCGCUGGGCGCGGCGACGAUCCUGUCGGCCCUCGUCGAGCUGGCCAAGGACUCGGAGGCCAACGCGCACCUGGUCGACUCGGUCUUUCUCAUCUCUGCGCCCAUCACGCCGAGCCCGGGAACGCUGAAAAAGGUCCGCAGCGUGGUGCAGCGGCGCUUCGUCAACGUCUUUUCGACAAAGGACAUGGUCUGCGGCAUUGCUGCAUGGCUCGGCAGCGGCAUCAGCCUGGAAGAGCUGCGCGCGGGCAAGAUGCCACGGGUCAUUGGCAGCCGCGCCAUCGAGGGCGUCGCGGGCGUCGAAAACAUCAACGUGUCGGACCUCGUCGGCAGCCACUUUGAGGUCAACUCGCCCGAGAAGCUCGAGCCGGUGCUGCGGCGGUGCGGGUUGAUGGAGGAUUGA